AUGAAUAAAGAAAAGGAUAACCAAGAACUAUUAAUAGGAAAAGAUUGGGAAGGAAAUCAAAUUCAUAUUCAUCAUGAUGAUAUUCAUAAGGCAGAAUAUCUUGAUGUUUAAGCUAUGUUAAAUGAUACACUAGAUAAAUUAGAUAAAAUAGAGAAGAUAGAAAUAUUUAUGACAUUCCUCAAUUUUACAACAAAAGCCUUAUCUCUCUAUUUAGUUCUAAUUUAUUAUGAUACAGUCUUUAAAUUUGAUUCUCUAUUGUUAUUCAGUUAUCUCUUAUAUGCACUACUUGAAUUAGUUGCUUUUGGAGCUGCAUUUGCAGUUGUUUUGAGUGCUCGUAUAAUUUCAGCCUUAUUGGGAGUGAACGUAUUCUAUUUAGGUAAUAAAUACCUUUAUGAUUUAGAUAGCUUUAUUUAUUUACCUAUUUUGUAUUCUGUCUUUAAGUUUUGCUUUGUGGUCACGUUUCUCGUAUAAUCAUUAACAGUAGUGAUAUUUUCUAAAUUUUCACAUUGGAUAUUCCCUUUAGUUUUAGUAUAAUAUUAAUUUCUAAUUUAAAUAGAUAGCAUCAUUGUUUGUAACUCUAAUAUUGUAAGUAAGUCGAUUGAUUUUGAUGAUUGGAGGAAAAGUAAGUUCAAUUUCAAGAUGUUUUGAUACAAAUUGGAUAUUCAAAGUAUUGGCUCCUGAGAAUUGGUAAAAGGUAUGUUUAUUUAAAUUAUAUUUAUAUAGAGUUAUCAAUUUACAAGAAAUAUGCUUUAUCAAUUUUUGAAUAUCUUUGAAGAACUUAAUCCAGAAUACAAAGAAUUUAUAUAGAAAGGUUUUAAGUAUCAAAAGUAAGUAAUUGAAUUGAAAGAGGAUAUAUAAUGGGCUAAAGAUUUCAUUAAAAGAUCAAUAAUAGAAAAUAACGAUAUUUAAGGCAAUCCUUCAUCUAACAAAUAAUCUCUUGUCAUAUAAUAAUGA
This is a messenger RNA of Paramecium pentaurelia, 954 nucleotides long. The record is from the annotation of a GenBank genome assembly. NCBI's taxonomy places the organism in Eukaryota, Ciliophora, Oligohymenophorea, Peniculida, Parameciidae.